AGGGGGCAGGCAGGGAAGCCCCUCCUGAACUAGGGGUAAAGCCCCAGGGAGGUCUGGGUGUUGGGCAAGUGGCUCCCUGCUGGCAUGGGAGGGGGUGCUAGGGACCCCGGCUGGAAGAAGGAAAAAGAUGAGGAGGACUGAGGGGCCCCUGGCCAUCUCUCAGGUGACAGCGACAUGACCUUGUCCCAAACUUCCCCACUGGGGCCCUUUCCUGAGCCUGCUGGUGCCCUGCUGGAACCCCGCUCCUGCCCUCGAAGCUUGGCCGAGGACUUCCUGGACGAGGAGCGUCGACUCAACACUGAGCUGGACCAAUUGCAGUUUUCCGAGCCAGUGAGCAUCGUCUACAAUCCUGUGGACUAUGCAUGGGAGCCACAUCGAAGUUACGUGACCCGCUUCUGCCAGGGCCCCAAGAAAGUACUCUUCCUGGGCAUGAACCCAGGACCCUUUGGCAUGGGCCAGACUGGGGUGCCGUUUGGGGAAGUGAAUGCUGUCCGGGACUGGCUGGGCAUUGCGGGGUCCGUGAGGCCCCCUCCCCAGGAACACCCGAAACGACCAGUGCUGGGACUGGAGUGCCCCCAGUCAGAGGUGAGCGGCGCCCGGUUCUGGGGCUUUUUCCAGAAGCUCUGUGGACAGCCUGAGGUCUUUUUCCGUCACUGUUUUGUCCACAACCUGUGUCCUCUGCUCUUCCUGGCCCCUGGUGGGCGCAACCUCACCCCGGCCGACCUGCCUGCCAAGCAGCGAGAGCAGCUCCUGAACAUCUGCGACUCUGCGCUCUGCCGGCAGGGACCAGGACAGAGCAUGGGGCAUGGAUGCUGGGAGCACGAGCUUCUGAUGGGAGCUGGAGGCUGGAGCACAGGGAGGGCAUCCAGUGUGGAUCCCAAGCAAGAAGGGCCCAAGAUCUGAAUUUUCAUCUCCCUUUGGAGGCUUGAGAAUGUCAGGGUUGGGGACAGGUUGAUGAAGCUCUCCAAGCCUCAGGAUUCUUCUCUGAAAUGGGGAGUCCCACUUCCGAGGGUUGGUAUGAGGAUUCACGAAGAUCACACGGGAAAAGUGCCUUGCACGGGGUGCUAAUUCACAUCUUGUGUUCUUGCCUCGGGGUUGAGGAGUAACUACACUACAAAGGAGCCCCUCCACUCUGCAGACCGGCUGGGCCUGGGGAGGGCCUGGGCCUUAGGUGUGGCCUGUGCCAGGGGCCAAUUCUUACCCUGGCUGAGAGGGGCCAGUAGCUAAGAAGCACAGCCUGUGGUUUCUCAGUCUAAGCAUUAAAAACUCCUAAAUCCUUUGUCCAUUUUCCCCUCCUGCACCUCAGGGCUGAAAGGAUAGCAGUUUAGAUAUUUUUCCACACCUCUUCACUGUUCUGGGGAGCUGGGGGAUGGUGUAAACAGAUUCCUGACUGCCUCCCUGGUGCUGCACGGCCUGUCAGGGCCCAGCUGGUAGCUGGUCUGCUGCUCGGGCACUGUGGGAGCCAGUGACGGUGACUCUGUCUUUAUGUCUGUUGAAUUACUCACUGGUUUGGCCUUCGAUAGGGUCAGGAUAGUGAAUGAGACGGGGAGCAGAGCAGGGCUUGAGACCACUUUAAUGAAGAACACAAGGUUGGAUUCUGACUUCUGGGACAGGUCAGCUCCAGCUUCCAAAAUAAAAUUUUUGACAUUACUCCCCCCUUCCCUGCUCCCCAACACACACGCACACAUUGCAUCAUAAUUUGGCUAAGCUCUGUCCUUGGUUUCUGGGAGGGAGCCUCUGAAUUCUUGAUGUUUCCCAAGUGACAGGAGUAGAUUUGUUGUCAUGGCGGGCCCCUCAGACUACACCUGACUGGAUGCUAAGAUUUGACUCAGGAUGAGGAGUGACUGUGCUGGAGAGACCAUGUGCUCAGGCCAGGUGAUAACCGCUUGACCUGCAGGGAAGGACGGAUCGGAGAUUGAGUUCGACCACCAUGUGAUUCUAGUCAUCUGUGCCUCUGGAAAUAAAGACACUGGUGAGCACCCGGAUGUGUCAGGAAGCGCUUUGCCCUCAUUCCACAGGGUGUGGGCAUGGAGACUGUGCCUGGGACCCUCCAGACCUUGCCCUGUGUGUAUCUUCAUGUGACUGGCAUUGAUUUGUACCGUUUCUAAUAAACUAGAGUUGAAAGUAGAGUGUU
Molecule: messenger RNA, 2134 nt
Organism: Erinaceus europaeus (western European hedgehog)
Lineage: Eukaryota; Metazoa; Chordata; Mammalia; Eulipotyphla; Erinaceidae
Gene: SMUG1
Product: single-strand-selective monofunctional uracil-DNA glycosylase 1
Exons: 4
Coding region: 175-903 (242 amino acids)
Biological process (GO): base-excision repair
Molecular function (GO): single-strand selective uracil DNA N-glycosylase activity; oxidized pyrimidine nucleobase lesion DNA N-glycosylase activity
Source: RefSeq, a predicted model, not a curated record